Pristis pectinata (smalltooth sawfish) is the source of this 2624-nucleotide messenger RNA. It is a transcript of the gene plg, whose product is annotated as plasminogen. The record is from RefSeq and is a predicted model, not a curated record. Gene Ontology annotation, biological process: proteolysis. Gene Ontology annotation, cellular component: extrinsic component of plasma membrane. The coding region runs from base 354 to 2528 and encodes 724 amino acids. The transcript is spliced from 19 exons. NCBI's taxonomy places the organism in Eukaryota, Metazoa, Chordata, Chondrichthyes, Rhinopristiformes, Pristidae. Gene Ontology annotation, molecular function: signaling receptor binding; serine-type endopeptidase activity.
AUCUCGAAAUGCAAAAGUUGUCCUGUGUGCCCAGGGUGUUUGUUCAUUGAUGCAAGGAUCUCUGUCAGUAACUAGGAUAGGGUUUCCAAAUUGUCUGAAAUCAGGAUUUAAAAUGCUUGCUUGUAUGAGACUCCUUUUUUCUGACUUUGCCAUGUUUUGUACAAGGUGAUCUAUUGAGUGACUAUAUUAAAACGGAAGGGGCCUGGAUUUAUUCUGCAAGAGAAGUGAAAUAUCCCCUGGUCAGCAUUGAAGAAUGUGCAGCAAAAUGUAACCGGGAAACCCAGCUUGUCUGCAGAGCUUUUCUCUUCAAUCAGAAGGAUCAGGAGUGCAUUGUGAAAGCGGAAAAUAGUCGCAUGCAGGUGGUGGUGAGAAGAACAAACACUGUCCUUUAUGAGAAAAAAGCUUUUCUUUUGGAAUGCAAGUCAGAAAAUGGAGUCACCUACAGAGGAACAGCCACAAAAACCCUCUCGGGAAGAACCUGCCAGAAAUGGAGCAGCAAGGAACCACACAAACCAAAUUACACACCAGUAACCAGUCCGUAUGCGGACCUGGAGGCAAACUAUUGCCGAAAUCCUGACAACGAUACAAUGGGGCCCUGGUGCUACACCAAAGAUCCGAACAAGCGCUGGGAAUACUGCCAGAUACCCAACUGUGAAGAGGACUGCAUGUUCUGCAGUGGAGAGAACUACCGUGGGAAAGUCUCCCAAACAGAGGACGGCACCUUGUGCCAGCGUUGGGACUCACAGGAACCCCACCUCCAUGGGUACAAACCAACCCAUUUUCCCAAUAAAUAUCUGGAGGAGAACUACUGUCGGAAUCCGGAUGGGGAGCCCAGACCGUGGUGUUUAACAACAGACCCCAUGAAACGAUGGGCGUUCUGCAACAUCACCCGCUGCGAGGGAGAGCCCCCUGCUGUUGAAACAGAGACGGAGUGUUACACAGGCAAGGGCCACGCCUACCGGGGAACUGUAUCGACGACAAUUUCUGGUGAAGUCUGUCAGCCCUGGAGCUCUCUGGUUCCGCACCAGCACUCGAGGACCCCUGAGAAUUACCCCUGCAAGGGGCUGGAGUCCAACUACUGCCGGAACCCGGACAACGAGAGGGAGCCCUGGUGUUACACCACCAACCCGGAGAUCCGAUGGGAAUACUGCCGGGUGCGAAGGUGCGGCGCUCAACAGACAGUGUGGAUAGACGAAGGUGGGCCCACUGACUGUUACAACGGGCAAGGCCUUGACUACCGUGGAACUACCGCUGUGACGUUGUCAGGGAAAAGAUGCCAGUAUUGGGACUCCAUGGAACCACACAGACAUGAAAAGACACCGAGGAACUUCCCUGAAGCGGGACUGGUUGACAAUUUUUGUCGAAAUCCUGAUGGUGAUCGGGCACCUUGGUGCUACACAAUUGAUCCGUUAGUCCGGUGGGAAUACUGCAGGAUCUCAAAAUGUGAGCUCCCACAACCUGAACGUCCCAAUUUAAACCCCGUGCUUGUGACACCUCCACCAGAAAGUGAGCAGGUCCCCGCUGCUCCAGAAGAUUGUAUGAUCAGUUACGGAGAGUCGUAUCGUGGGACCCGGUCGACCACAUCAUCUGGCCGGACGUGCCAAGCCUGGUCAGCAAUGUCCCCCCACUUUCACACCAGCUAUACCCCUCAGACCAGCCCUGAUGCAGGACUGGAUGAAAAUUAUUGCAGAAAUCCAGACAGCGAUCUCAAAGGUCCGUGGUGCUACACAACAGAUCCAGAGAAAAGAUACGACUAUUGUGAUGAUAUUCCCCAAUGCGAGCUCCCUAAUGAAUGUGGAACACCUGUUAUUGAACCCAAGAAAUGCUUUGGACGAAUUGUUGGUGGCUGCAUAUCCAAACCACAUUCCUGGCCUUGGCAAGUCAGUGUACGCACCAGCACUGGAAUUCAUUUCUGUGGAGGAAGUCUUAUUGAUCCCCAAUGGGUCCUCACAGCCAAACACUGUAUAGAACGGACCAUUCGACCUUCAUCUGUCAAAAUCUUUCUUGGAAUACACAGAGAGAAUGGAAGAGAAUUAUCAAGACAAACAAGAGAUGUUGUAAAAAUAGUUGCUAAUCGCAGGAGUGAUAUUGCUUUGUUAAAGCUCAACAGGCCAGCGAACCUGAAUGACAAAGUGGGAUUAGUCUGCUUGCCCAACAAGGGCUUUAUAUUAUCGAGUGGAGCGGAAUGCUACGUCACAGGCUGGGGUGAAACACAAGGAACUGGUGGUGACGGGGUUUUAAAAGAAGCAGGAUUCCCUGUGUUCGAAAAUAAAGUCUGCAAUCGCCCCGAGUACUUGAAUGGAAAUGUGAAGAACUGGGAGCUGUGUGCUGGAAACAUGGACGGAGGUGUCGACAGCUGCCAGGGUGACAGUGGAGGUCCUUUGGUCUGUCCGGAUGCCAAGGGCAAAUACAUCCUCCAAGGAGUGACGUCAUGGGGCCUCGGCUGUGCAAUGCAGAUGAAGCCAGGAGUUUACGUUCGGACAUCUUUUUUUGUUGACUGGAUUGCAAACACCAUAAAUGAGGGUUAGGACAGAUACAGUAGUGUAAUAAUCACAGUUGAAUGUGUGUGCUCAAUCAGGAUGUGAAAUUCUACCCGUGAAACAUUAAAUUCUUUUAUUCUCAUA